AUGAGGCUUACCGUUACUGCUCUGCUACUGGCAGUACCACUGAGUGAAGCCCUUUACCGCGCAGAUGGGGUUGGCAGGCUUCCAGCCUUAGGUUGGAACUCGUGGAAUGCCUUCCAUUGUGACAUUGACGAAUCCAAGUUCCUCACUGCAGCCGAGAAGAUGGUGUCACUUGGCCUGAAGGACGCGGGCUAUGAAUACGUCAAUAUCGAUGAUUGCUGGCAGGUAAAGGACCGCCGUGAGAACGGCAAACUGAUCCCAGAUAUCACCAAGUUUCCAAAGGGCAUCAGCGGCACCGCAGACAAGGUCCACGCCAUGGGCUUGAAACUCGGCAUCUACAGCUCUGCCGGAACAUUGACCUGUGCCGGCUACCAAGCAAGCAUUGACUACGAAGACGUUGAUGCUGCAACGUGGGCAUCAUGGGGAGUCGACUACCUCAAAUACGACAACUGCAACAUUCCCGACAAGUACAAAGACGAAUGCAGCUUCUGCGUUCCGGAAAAAGUCGAGCUCCGCAACGGGACCUGCACGAACAAAGACGGCCAAUGCCCUGACAACUACGAUUGGACGAAGUCAAACACCCACUACCGCUUUACUCGCAUGCGCGACGCCAUCCUCGCCCAAGACCGGCCGAUUUUGUACUCCCUUUGUCAAUGGGGUACCGCAAACGUCGAGGCCUGGGGCGCCGACGUUGGCGCAUCAUGGCGCUCGACCGACGACAUCAACCCGCGCUGGGACCGCAUCACUGACAUCUGGAACGCGAACUCGUUCUACAUGAACAACGUGGAUUUCUUCAAGCGCCCGGACGCCGACAUGCUGGAGUUGGGCAACGGCGAGCUAACGUUCGAGCAAGGGCGCACGCACUUCGCCAUCUGGGCGAUCAUGAAAAGCCCGCUGUUGAUAGGCACGCCGCUGGACACGCUCUCGGCCGCAAACGUCGAUGUGUUGAAGAACAAGUACCUGCUCGCGUUCAAUCAGGACGGGCGAUAUGGCCGCGCAGCUGCGCCGUACAAAUGGGGCACUAACCCCGACUGGACGUUCGACUGGUUGCACCCCGCCGAGUACUGGAGUGGGCGCUACACCGGCGGCGUGCUCGUCCUUGUCUUCAACCCGUCGUCUUCAACACAAGAUCGUUCCGUACUCUACAGCGACGUGCCAGAGCUCAAGGACGCCGGCAAGUACCGGGUGACGGAUGCGUGGACAGGUCAGGACUACGGAUGCAUGGACGGACAUAGUCCGUCAUAA
Molecule: messenger RNA, 1242 nt
Organism: Pseudovirgaria hyperparasitica
Lineage: Eukaryota; Fungi; Ascomycota; Dothideomycetes; Acrospermales; Acrospermaceae
Product: alpha-galactosidase 1
Exons: 5
Coding region: 1-1242 (413 amino acids)
Biological process (GO): carbohydrate metabolic process
Molecular function (GO): hydrolase activity, hydrolyzing O-glycosyl compounds
Source: RefSeq, a predicted model, not a curated record